Molecule: messenger RNA, 920 nt
Organism: Erpetoichthys calabaricus (reedfish)
Lineage: Eukaryota; Metazoa; Chordata; Cladistia; Polypteriformes; Polypteridae
Product: pituitary tumor-transforming gene 1 protein-interacting protein-like
Exons: 1
Coding region: 15-515 (166 amino acids)
Biological process (GO): protein import into nucleus
Cellular component (GO): nucleus; cytoplasm
Source: RefSeq, a predicted model, not a curated record
CCCUGGAUGGUUGCAUGAAGACAGUGUGGAAGCAGAUGGCCUCAAAAAUCGCCUUUGCUCUCAUCAUGAUGGCUUUAGUGAAUCCAGGAGGUGCUGACCCAAGGGCUUCACAAGCGGAGCUGCAUUGUUCAGCCUUCUCCAACGUCAGUUGUGAAGAGUGUGUGAGGAACCCAUCAUGCCUGUGGUGUACCUCCAGCCUGGACUGCGUCUAUUAUCCGGUGAAGACUAUUUUUCUUCCCAGCUCCGUGUGCAAACUCCCCAAAGCAAGAUGGGGCGUAUGCUGGGUGAACUAUCAGGUGCUCACCAUCUCCUUAUCGGUGCUGAGCACCAUGGUGCUCUUGGCUGUCAUUGUCUGCUGCUGUUCCUAUGCAAGACGUCAGAAGCUGAGAAGAAGCAGGGACCAAGAACGGUUCAGACGUGCCGACAGGGAAAGGAUAAUCCAACACAACGAGAGAAGAGACAACCUAAGGAUGAAACGCCAUGAAAUCCGCAAGAAAUACGGCCUUUUUAACUAAGAACUGAAGAAAGGUCCCAUGGUGUGAUCGAAGUGGAUGGGCAACCAUAGGUGUGGAUGUGUUUACUUAAUAAUAUCUCAUGGGAAAUGAUUUAAGAUUAAUGAGCUAAUUUUUUGGUUGGAGAUCUCAUUGAGUCUAAAUGAAAUACUAAAUAAAAUAUUAUAGGGGUUCUGUCCAUUUUAGGUGGUACUUCAUUCUGUCUUCAGGAAGAAGCCCACAGUUUGUUAGGAAAAACUGAAAUGUUGCUAUUAAAUCUUUCAGAGAAGGUUUCACACAAUGCCCUGAGCUUUUGUAAUGAAGCUUCUUGUAUUUUAGGAUGAUGAUCUUUCAAGGGACCAAGUGAAUAUUUGCUAAUUUGAUUUCUCUUUUCCUUUUUUAUGUAGAUGUGAUAAAAAUUAUUAAAGU